UGGCCGGGAGGGUGUGUAGCGGCAAAUAGUGCAUGGUAAAAAUGCUCUUUCGGUCGGUUUAUCGGUGCCGCAGUGGGGAGGACAACCGCCACCUUCGGAGCGAGACAGUGCCUAUGGUGGGAGCGAAGGUUUCUUGUGGUGGCAACGCGACGCAGGCCGCUGCUCGCAGACUGUCUCUGGAUGUGCCUAUUGAUCGAUCGCAGAGGCGAAUCUCGGACAUUUCCAUUGUUGUGAGGCGCGACGCUUGCCAUGUGCUGCUCGCGGCGGGGUGCGGGUGUGCGGGUGGGAGAGGAGGGGGCGAGGUUGGGCAAGAGAGCCAGGGUCGGCAAGGCUGCCAUCAAUCGAGGUCGUGGUCGGGAUGGCGACUCAGCACAGGCCAGCCAGCGACCAGGGUAGCUUGUGGGCCAAGAGCUGCGGUGGCAGGGCCCCUGCAGUGGUAA
Messenger RNA from Gaeumannomyces tritici R3-111a-1, 440 nucleotides. RefSeq lists its product as hypothetical. The record is from RefSeq and is a predicted model, not a curated record. The transcript has 2 exons. Bases 33 to 440 code for a protein of 135 amino acids. NCBI's taxonomy places the organism in Eukaryota, Fungi, Ascomycota, Sordariomycetes, Magnaporthales, Magnaporthaceae.